AUGGGGAUGUAUGGAGCCAAAACCCCCAAGCGCCAUAUCGCUUGGAGUAACAGCCCGGAUGUGGGGAGGCUGGACCUUGGAAAGCUCGUGUGGAACUUCCAGGACCCUCAGUACAUUGCCAACCGCACGUCUAACACCAAAGUGAACAAAGACGGAAAGAAGCAGUUUCAGGGCCGGAAGAAGGAACUCAAAGACAGCCAGCAUUAUCCAUUUCGAUUCGGGCUCCGAGUGCUGAGACUCUUGCCUCGUUUGCAGUCCAGUGGCUGCAAAAGUCUGCCUCCCAUGCCUGACGGAUUUGACCCUUUGGCUUGCUACAGAAGCCAGACCUUCCAUGACCUUUGGCAGGAUUCUAAUGUGAUAGAGGUCCUGACAUAUCUUCGAGGGAACUGUCAUCUUCACAUCCCUCCAGAUUGGAGAGAUCACCUACUCGGCUAG
Messenger RNA from Durusdinium trenchii, 435 nucleotides. The record is from the annotation of a GenBank genome assembly. Lineage: Eukaryota; Dinophyceae; Suessiales; Symbiodiniaceae.